GUUAGUCUAUGGAUUACUAAUGAAUGAAGUUACGAUCAGACAUUAAUUUUUAUUUUGAAUUUACAUUUUUAUAAAUAUUGUUAAAUAUUUCUGCUGAAUGUGUAUUAUUGGAACUUAGGAACCAUGCCUCUGGCUAAUGCAACGGAUCCAUGGCGAAUGCAGAGUGGAGAUGUUACACGAGGAAUCACACAGACUGCGAACAGUCUUCCAAUGGUUGUUGAAAAUGCUGCAGAGUCCCGACAGACAUCCACAACUGACAGCCUUGAGUCCAAUGCAUCCAACAUAAGUGAUCACAACUAUGAACGAGAAGUAGAGCUGCAAGAUGUAGUUAAAGAAGGCCACGAGAAAGCAGAUCCUUCUCAGUUUGAAUUACUAAAAGUUCUCGGUGAAGGUUCCUUUGGCAAAGUUUUCCUAGUUCGUAAAGUCAGUGGCCCUGACACUGGUACUCUGUAUGCUAUGAAGGUUUUAAAAAAAGCAACAUUAAAAGUUAGAGAUAGAGAACGUACAAAAAUGGAAAGAAAUAUUUUGGUAGAAAUGGGCCACCCAUUCAUUGUUAAACUACAUUAUGCAUUUCAAACUGCUGGAAAAUUGUAUUUAAUAUUAGACUUCCUGCGUGGAGGUGAUUUAUUUUCAAGAUUAAGUAAAGAGGUAAUGUUCACAGAAGAAGAUGUUAAGUUUUACUUAGCUGAGCUAGCGUUAGCAUUAGAACAUGUGCAUAAAUUGGGAAUUAUAUACAGGGAUCUCAAACCAGAGAAUAUUUUAUUAGAUGCUGACGGGCAUAUAGCCCUGACGGACUUUGGUCUAUCCAAAUUGCCUCCUAGUGACAAAGCUUACAGCUUCUGCGGGACAGUGGAGUAUAUGGCACCUGAAGUUGUUAACAGAAAAGGACAUACCAUGGCUGCUGAUUGGUGGUCGUUUGGUGUUCUUAUGUUUGAAAUGUUGACUGGAAACCUCCCAUUUCACGGCUCAACAAGACAUGAAACGAUGACACAAAUACUUAAAGCUAAACUCGGUAUGCCGUCUAAUCUGAGUGAGGAAGCACAGUCACUGCUACGGGCAUUGUUUAAAAGGAAUCCACAUAACAGAUUGGGAGCUGGACCAAAUGGUAUUGAAGAUAUAAAAGAGCAUGAGUUCUUUGCAAGCAUAGACUGGAAUGCACUGUUAAAAAAAGAGGUGAUACCGCCAUUCCGUCCGGCGGUGUCGCGCGCGGACGACGCGUUCUACUUCGACUCGGAGUUCACGUGCCGCACGCCGCGCGACUCGCCCGGCGUGCCUGCCUCCGCCAACGCACACGAGCUGUUUAGGGGAUUCAGUUUUGUAGCACCAUGCUUACUCAAUGAUGACAAUAACAAAACCGUGACAAACCAGAAUCAGAACCAUGUGGCACAAUCCAAAACUUCAACAGAGGAAUUCUGGUCUGGAUUCGUGAAUAGGAACAAUUUCUUUGAUGAGUACAGAUUGAUGGGUGAAUUAGGUACGGGUUCGUUCUCAGUGGUCAGACUGUGCGAGCACAAAACAUCGCGUACACAGUAUGCAGUCAAGAUCAUGGACAAACUGCAAUAUGAUCCGAGAGAGGAAAUAGAAAUUCUGUUGAGAUACAGCCAACACCCUCAUAUAAUAACCCUGCGCGGUGUGUAUGAAGAGGGCGGGCGGAUACUGGCGGUGACGGAGCUGUGUCGCGGCGGGGAGCUGCUGGAGCACAUCACCCAGCGCCGCUACCUGGCGGAGCGGGAGGCGGCGCCCAUACUGCGCAAUGUGUUACACGCGGUGCACUACUUGCAUCGCCACACUGUUGUGCACAGGGACAUUAAACCAUCGAACAUCCUGUUCGCGACAGCGGAUCGCCGCGCGGCUGACGUGCGGCUGGUCGACUUUGGUCUAGCCAAGCAGCUGAGGGCGGAGAACGGUCUGCUCAUGACGCCGUGCUACACCGCCAACUUCGUGGCCCCGGAGGUGCUCAAACGGGCGGGGUACGACGCCGCCUGCGAUAUUUGGAGCUUAGGUGUGUUGGCGUAUAUCAUGCUCUCGGGUAGGACGCCUUUUGCUUCUACUGGAGACGACACGCCUGAAGCGAUUUUAGCUAGAAUUGAGUCUGGAAAGGUGGAGACAUCGGGCGGCGCAUGGCGGAACGUAUCAGCGGAAGCGCGUGCGUGCGUGCGGCGCAUGCUGCAGCUCGAGCCCGCCAUGCGGCCGCGCGCGCACGAGCUGCUGCGCGAGCCGUGGAUCAGUCGCGACGACCCGGAGCCGCCGCCCGUCGCGCCGCGCGCGCACCCGCCCGACGACGAGCCCCCGCAGCAGGACUUGCGGCGAGCUGUGGAUCUCACGUUCCAGGCGAUGACAUCUGCACCAAUGACGCCACACAUACUAGGUCCCGUCACUCAGUCGACACUAGCUCAGCGGCGGAUCAAACCGCAGCGUCGAUUCCCGCCCACACAAGUAUAAACAGAGGUACUAUAUUGACAAAAUUGAUCAAUAUUUGUUUGUUAAUAUAAACAGAGGUACUUACUACAUUGACAGAAUUGAUUGAUGAUUGUUUGUUAGUAUAAACAGAGGUACUAUAUUGAUAAAAUUUAUCGAUACUUUUUCGUUAGUAUAAACAAAGUUACUAUAUUGACAAAAUCGAUACUUGUUUGUUAGUGUAAACAGAGGUACUAUAUUGACAAAAUUGAUCGAUACUUGUUUGUUAGUAUAAAAAGAGGUACUAUAUUGACAAAAUUAAUCGACACUUGUUUGUUAGUGUAAACAGAAGUGCUAUAUUGACAAAAUUGAUCGAUUCUUGUUCGUUAGUAUUAACAGAGGUACUAUAUUGACAAAAUUGAUCGAUACUUGUUUGUUAGUAUAAACUGAGGUACUAUAUUGACAAAAUUGAUCGAUACUUGUUUGUUAGUAUAAACUGAGGUACUAUAUUGACAAAAUUGAUCGAUACUUGUUUGUUAGUAUAAACUGAGGUACUAUAUUGACAAAAUUGAUUGAUGCUUGUUUGUUAGUAUAAAAAGAAAUACUAUAUUGAUAAAAUUUAUCGAUACUUGUUCGUAAGUACAUAUACACAGUAAGUAUAUAUAAACAGAGGUACUAUAUUGACAAAAUCGAUACUUGUUUACUAUUAUAGCGCCGUAUCAUCGAAAACCCCCUGCUCGCAGAGCGAAAGAACAAGAAUCCGGAGAACAGUCUCUCUCCCCCAUUUAUCAUUCUCCUUUUUCAAUGGCUCUGUUGCAAUUCUUCAGUUGGGUUUCCCAUAAGCACCUUGGAGAAACUCACCAACAAGUUGGCCAAAAUGUUUUACCUUAUAUUGAAUACUAGCGGCCGCCCGCGACUUCGUCCGCGUAAAAAUUGAUGUAAACUUCUCUACCUCUACCUUAUCCUGCUCGUAAACCUACCCAACCCUACCCUACCCUACCCCUAUUUACUCCUACCCUACCGCUAACGCUAACCCUUCCUUCCCCCCACCUUACCCUACCCUAACCCUACCCGUAACCUAUCCAUACCCUAUCCUACCCUACCCCUAAUCUACCCCUACCCUACCCCUACCUUAUUCCUACCCUACCGCUAACCCUAACCCUUCCCUACCCCUACCUUAUCCCUACCUUAACCCUACCCUACCCGUACCCUACCCCUACCCUACCCUACCCCUAUCCUACUCCUCCCCUACCCUAUACGUUCCAUAUCCUUCCCCUACCUCUACCUUUCCCCUACCCUACACUACCCCUACCUUAUCCGUACCCUACCCUACCCUACCCUACACUUUCCCUAAAUUACCCCUACCCUACCUCUAUCCUACCCCCUCCCUACCUCUAUCCUAUCCCUACCCUCAGCAAAAUUGGUCCAGCCUUUUGUGCGUGGUGCAAUGACAAAAAGACUAUAAUUUCCCAAGCGACUUCUAUGCUAAUACUAUAAAGAGGUAAAGUUUGUGUGGUUGUCGGGGGUAAUCUCUGGAUCUACUGGACCGAUUUGGAAAAUUCUUUUACCAAUAGAAAGCUACAUUAUUUGCGAGUGUCAUAGGCUAUGUUUGGUCCUCAUAUUCAUACGGGAACGGGAACCACGUAAUUGAAACCCCGGGGCGUCAAAUAGCGGCAUUUCUGCGACUUUCAGAAAUUUUGUAUUAUCUCCGAAACUAUAUAACUAAUUAACAUACUGUAAAGGGCAAAUCUUAUCUCUAUAAUAUCCUUGUGAUUGUUAAAUAAUUUAUUUUGAUAAGGAUUUAAGUUUAGUUGUGUAAAUAAUGACGUAAACCUUAGUUUAAAAUUUAAAUAAUUUAUUAAAGUACUAAAGGUACUAUAUCUGCUAAAAUAUAAAAGAUAGAUAUAUGGUGUCGCGGACUUUUUUGUAGAACUUUUAAAGGUUCAAAAAGCCUCCAUACAUUUAUUUCAGUUAUACGCAAUGGUUGAGGCAGCGCAUGCGAAUAAGUAAGUUUUUCGGUCUGACCUGUAAGAGAAAACCCGCGAUAUCUCAGUAGUUAUAUAUGAUAUAAAUAUAAAAUAUAGCCUAUAGCACUCCCCGAUAACGUAGCAUUCUAUUGGUGAAAGAAUUUUUAAAAUCGGUCCAGUAGUUCCGAAGAUUACCCCAUUUCAAAAAAUUGUUACAAACUUACAAACUUACAAACUUUACCUCUUUAUAAUAUUAGUAUAGAUGUGUACUAAAAGUAUAAGUCAAGUAUUUGUUUAAAUAAAAAUAUAUUGGCAGUUAUAUUCGCCCAGAAGUUUUAAAUUUAAAUCUAAAAAAGGUUAAAUAUCAUUUUUAUUACCUACUUUAAAAAUGAUGAAUGAACUUUUUGGUAAAUUUCGCCAGUGUGCUGCAGGUGGAGACAACCCACAACCCUGUCCGAAUACGGCAGGCAUCAAUCCCAUAAAUUUAACUAUAAAAUAUUACUUUUAUAUAGUAUCAUGGUUAACGUUUUCCAAAAAACCAUUUCUGUAGUCGAUAAGUACAGUCAGUGUACAAAAGUAAAUAAUUAAUAUUGAAACAAAACAUUGACUGCUAAUUUAUAUACAUUAUAGUAAAUUAUAUAAAUAUAUGAAAGCACAAAGUAUUGUAUGUAUGAGAGAAAAUCAUGUAAAACAGCUAUUACAAUAUUAUCAAAGUACAAAUUGCGCAGAGAUCUCAAAAAAGAAAUAUUGUAUUUUGCUAUUCUAACUACAAAACAACGACGAUAAGUAAUAAUUUUGCAACAUAAUAAAAAUAAACAAUAAUUAUUAUCAUUAAGUAAUAAUCGUAUCGGCUGGCUGUACAUAAAAUGUUACAAUAUGUGGUACUUAAUCUGUUAAAAAAAUAGCUUAACUUAGCCUUUUUUUGUGACAAUUACAACAAAGAACUACAACAAAUUGCACUAGAAGACCCAGAAAAUAAAUAUUAAUAUUAUGAUGCCGUUGAGAUAGCACAGAAGGAAAAAUAUAUGCUUUAACAGUGGAAUUCAUAAACAUUGCAGGUGACCCUUUCCCGACCCGCUGAGUGUCGAAUUCUCAAACGCAUAGAGUUUAAAUUCGACACUUAUCGGGUGAAAGAUCCCCUGGGAGCGCCCCUACAACGUCUAUGAAUUCCACUGUAAGACUGCUUACAUAAAUUUAACAAGUAUGAAUGUUUAAUAUAUCUUGACAGUUUUCAGUACUUCAGUUACGUUCAGUACAUGAAUUUGCAUAAAUAUGAAAAAGUUAUAUUUUUAUUUAAUUUAAAAAAUACAUUUGACUAAAUAAACUGCCCCAUAAAAAGAAUUAUUUGUCCCCUAAUUAAUGGACAAAACGCAAAUGCUCUGAUUUUUUAUUAAAUUGUCAAAUUGUUGAUACUAUUUUUAUAAAUAAUGUUUUAUUUUUUUAUAAGCUUUGAGUGUAAUAUUUAUUUGUUUUAUACGGUUGACAAAAUUGAGUUGAAUGUUAUUUAAACGGGUAUAUACCACGAUAAAACGACGAGAUUUUUAUUGUCGAUAUUUCGACCCAGUUGCAUGGAUCGUGGUCACGACGGGACUGAAGUUGCGAGAUGAGAAGUGAAGUCAGCUGUUAGGGGCAGAAUCGAUCUACCCUCUUUCUUGUUCUUUUUCUUUUUUCAACAACCUCGCGUUUUUGGCUGUUUAGGCAAACCACACUCACGACAUCGCUUUUGUUAUUAUGCGUAUCGCGGCGCCCUCUUGGUUUGCACAAUUCUACCACCGGGUUCCACUUGCUGGCUAGUUUGAAACCAUCUUCCCGAUUCAUCAUUCAUCAUCAACAACCAUAAUGAAUCACCAUAAUGAAUGAUCAUUCAACCAUAAUGAAUGAUCAUUCAUAAUGAACAACCACGAAAUAAGUUUAAAAUCAUUAAAAUUGAGUUGAGCUAUUUUUUUCACAAUGGAUACCACUGAUUAGAUUAAUUCGUUCAGAAAUUGGUAUACGAAAAUGAAAUGUUUUUAUUUAUUUACGUCCAAACGUUUCAAACUGUCUUCACUAGUAGUAAAUUUUUAGCUUUAUUUUAACUUUUACAUCACUUAUUAUAAUAAAAUAUUGACAGCAAGUCAACUAAAGUUUUGUCGAAUAUAAUCGAUACUCAAUCCUAUAGUUAGUAAAUCGUAAUUGAUUUUUGAUUCUUCUAUUUUUUUAUAAAAUUGAGAUUAUGUUUUACGUAAAGUCACUAAAAUGCGUUUAUUUUACACUUAUCUAAUGCCCCAACUAAAUUAAUUGCAUUUAAUUUGGAUAAGUUUAUGAUCACAUUCCAUUAUUUUUCAGUUUACGAUUUAGUUAGUAAUAAAGAAAUGUAUUUAAUAAAAAUAAUAUCGAGUAUAUAAAUAUAGGCCAAGUUGUCUUCCUAAAAAUAUUUAAAUUGUAAGAGAGAUACUAUAUUUUUUUUAAGCCACUUGUUGCUUACCCACCUCUGUUUUUAGUCUAUCUGUGCCAUUUUAAAACUCUGAAAUCCCACUGAAUAUUUUUUUUAAUUGUGCAAUAACUUUACGUCUUUCUUACAAACUGACUCUAAGUGUGUGUUGUCUAUAUAUUGUAAUAAUCAUUUUAUACAGUAUUAAUAUUGACUGGACUGGUCACAAUUUCUAUUAUACUUCCUAAACUCUAUUAACAAAUUAUAAUUUAUAUUUUUGUAAGAAAGUAAUUAUUCUUUAGUUUAAGAUAGAUAUGUAAGUUUUAAAAAGAGAUUUAUGAGAGGAGUAUACUUAUUACUUAUAUUAUAGUAGGUAGUUUAUUUGUGCUCUACUGCUCUGUAUUGGUUCUUAUGUCUAUUAUUGUAAUCGUAUAUUAUGUAAUGCUUAAAUAAAUGGCCUAACAUGCUCACAAUGUAUAUGUUGCGUGUUUUACCAUAGAAAACGAGAGUGAAUGGAUUACUGAAUUGUUUUAAUUGAAUUAUUUAAAACAUUGGAUCCCAAAGUGGUCCAGGUGGACCCCUGAGGGUCCAUGUGGGACUCAACAGGGGUCUACGUUGUCAUAAUAAAACAACAUAAAAAUGGGGGUUCAGGGUUCGUAAGCAUAGUGAUGAAAUUGUAUCUAGUUUCAUACUGAAUGGGGCGUUUUCUAAAUAAAACGUGAGAAUUUUUUGAGUCCUUGUAAACUGUUUUUUAAAAAGUAAAGUUUUUUUGUUUGUCCGACUUUGCUUUUAUACAUCCACUCAAAGCUCAAUUAAUUAAUUAAUUCAGCAACCAAUUCUCACUUUUUUUCUAAGAAUGAUAAUUUUGUUGUUAAUUUAAUUGAAACUGAGCCGUUACGCUAAUUUCCGUAGUAGUUAGUUGUACAUAUUUUUUCAAAUUUUGGGAAAUGGUAGAAAUGUAGCUGUAGAGGGUCCCCAGGAACCAGCUACAUUUCAAAAGUGGUCUAUGAGACAAAAUAGUUUGGGAAGUUUCACGGCACGAUAUGCGUGAUUCGACAGAGUUAGAGACUACGGAGUGGCCUAAAGAAAAGAUGUGUUUUUUUUAAACGGACAGACAUUAAAAUGUGCGCGAUUGAGAUUAUAAGGGUUCCGUUUUUGUACGACGUACGUUCGGAACCCUAAAAACCAGCCAAGUGUGAGUCGGAACAUUAAAGGUUUAUUUAUUUAUGUAGCAUUCAUGUACUGAUGCAUUGAUUGUCUUAAUGUUAAUAGUAUAGAAGUUACAUUGCUAAUUCUUAAUAUAUUACAUUUCAAGUAGAAAUUGGGUUCUGUAUUCAUUAUCUAUAAAAACGGCAAAAAAAAAUACAUUUGGUGUGUGGGAGCCCCCUUGAAUAUUCAGUUUUGGUAUUUGUUCUAGCAUCAACGAAAAUACAUCAUCUGUGAAAUACAACUGUCAAAUGACAGACGGACGGAUAACACUGUCUUUAAUAGGGUCCCGUUUUAGCCUUUGGGUAAAAAUACUCAUGUCUAAACACCCUGUUAAGGUCCAUUUAUAUCUACAGACAUUUAGCGUGCCAGACAUAUGCCAUGGCAGACAAAAGAAUAUUCUUCUAUACAGUGUAUAAUAACGUAUUUAUAUCUAUCGUAACGCGGCCGCGCAGACGUUGACAGACACUGCCCGCGCCCAGCUAGUAUUCGCGGAAAGAAUAUUUUGUCUGUGCGGUUCAUGUCUGUAAAUUCCUUUUCAUGAAAACUGAACUAAAAUUGACAGUGUCUUACACAAAUAACAAUAAGACCGUCAUUUCUAAAUGACAAUGAGCGCCAUUAACACAUUAGCGCCGCGUCUGGGGACUUCUUUCAUGAAAAGGACUAUCUCUAGCCACCUACCUGCUGGUCAGUGGGAAUAGACCGUGUCUGUGGGUGUCUGCCACGCUACUUGUCUGGACGCACUGUGACUGUAGAUGUAAACGGACCUUUAAGCGUUUUACCAUAUUUGACAUUGUUGAUGUGCAUCAAAGUUAUUUCAUCCACUCUCGUUUGAGUAUUAUAAUAACAUCAAUAAUUUUAUAUACAAUUAGAUAGUAAGUGAACAAUGUCUAUUUUGUUGUAUGCUUUAAUUAGUGUUAGUACAUAAUAAGAAAAUAUUAAUAACGGUCACCAUUAUGUUAUUUUUAAUCUUUGAUUGAAGACCCUGACAACUGAUUAUAUCGUUGACUGAACUAUUAUUUUCCUCUCUGUACGUUAUUAAUUAAUUAUCUAAUUAUUAUGCAUUUUUAGGCUGGUGGUGGUUAUGUAGGUAACUGAAAUUCUGUAAAAAUGAAAAUAUUCAGUAUAUAUUUUUAGAUUUCAUUACAAUAAGUUAUACCUACUAGGAACGUUCAUUCAUUUGUAAAUGCAAAUACUUGUCACCUAAGCAAACCAGUUGAUGGGACGGCACGUGUCUUGCGAGUUGCGAGUCUGAGCGAAACUCUAAAAUGUUUGACAACCAAUCGUAGGCAUUAUAGGUUACAUAAUUUUUUUUUUUUUUAAUAUUUGUCAUUUUUUGGAUAUCACCAAUGUUCAAAUACAAAUUAUAUCGACUUUGUCUACACGUAGGAAAAUACAGCUGCAUGAAUUUCCAUUGUAGGAUAUAUCCUUACUUAUAAUACAUCUGCGUGCGAUGUGCUGUGCUGACGUGGUUUUGUUUUUACAAAUGAGUGAAUUUAUCUACUGUAUGUUUUUCAUAUAUAAGUCCCUUUUGGUAUAAAAAAAUAUAUAUUUAUUUACAGAUGUGUAUAAUGUACAUGUGGUACUUUAUACAUAUAAACCCUUGAAGAGAAAUGUCUCAUUAUUGAUUAUUUCCAAAUAGCGUUUAUAAUAAUUUGACCUUAAAGUUUAAACUAUUUAACUUAUCACUGUAAACAUGAAGCUAUACUAGAGCCCUACUCAAUGUGUAUUUACCACAAAAUUUGACAUCUAGUGACAAGGUGCUACUGAGAAACAACAUUUAUUUUGAAUUAUGUAUUGUUUGCUUAUUCAAAAUAUAUUCAUCAUCAUCAUAUAAGCCGAUGGACGUCCACUGCAUGACAUAGGCCUUUUUUAGGGACAAACAUCACGAUACUGGGCCAUCUGCAUCCAGCGAAUCCCUAGUUUGGGGGGUCGACCAGCACUGCGCUUGGUAGUGCGGGGUCGCCAUUCCAACACCUUGGGACCCCAACGUCCAUCGGCUGUUCGACCUAAAAAUAUAUUAACUAUAUCUAAUUGUUCUAAGCUUAUUAAUCGAAUCUAUUUUCAUUAAUUUAAGAGCAAGUUAAUUGUGUUACUGUAAACUUUCUGUUAAUUAUUUAAGGGACUUUGUAUAUGAUAAAAACAUUAUUAUUAUACAUGAAAAAAUAUAUGUGCUUAUUCAGAGUAGAUUUACUUAACCAAAGAUUUACGCAAGUAUAUAUCGAUGUAAGUUUGACAUACUUAUUAACAUUUUAUGUGUAAGAAAUGUAUUAUUGUUGAUAUAAUGUAUGUUGUUGAAUUUCUGCCGAAGUCCUGUGUUGAACAUCUGUCCAACUUUUUUUUUAUUCUUUACAAGUUAGCCCUUAACUAUAAUGUCAUCUGAUGGUAACUGAUGAUGCAAGUGGGCUAACUUGUUAGGAGGAGGAUGAAAAUCCACACCCCUUUCGGUUUCACACGACAUCGUACCGGAACGUUUGAUCGCUUGGCGGUACAUCAUUAAGAUUGAGUCAAGUAUGACCGUAAACAUUGGCACGUACUUAUACGAUGUUUUAUACAUAACACACAGUUUCUUAAUAUGCGCGUAAUGAUUGUACAAGGUCCUCUCAGUAUUACUAAUUUAAAUGGAUUUGAUAAAGAUUAUGGAAAAAAAUGGAGAUGACAGAUAAUACAGAACAGGACGAAGUUCGAACUUCGAUCCAAAACUUCCGUUUGGAAAACGAUCAGUUUGGAUCGUGCCGCGUAGCAAGAACCAGCUCAUGACGAUUUAGCAUUGAUUAAAAUUUAUGCAUAAAACUACUCAAAAGUAUAAUAGACCUGAUGACUACUGUUUAAAGUUCACUUUACUUUGAAGCAGUUUGAUGUUGAAAUUUUAAUCAAUGUUUAUAGAUAUUGGUAUGUAAUCAAUGUUUAUAAACAUUGGUAUGUAAUCCAUGUUUAUAAACAUUGGUAUGUAAUCAAUGUUUAUAAACAUUUUUAUAUAAAUAUGGCCGAUAAUGUGGUAAUUGGAAAUUUAUUUAAAUUGAUUAACUAUUAAUCCUUUAAAAAUACAACUAGUAUGUCACAUGCGUUACAGAAUAUGAAACAUUUACUACAAUUUUGACAGGACCUUGGAAAAUUAUUUACAAGUUUUAAAAUAAAUACAUAUGUAUCCUAUUGCUACGCACACUUCAAUGAAUUUAAUUUUAUUAUUUGCAUAAUGUAUUCAUAAUAUAAUCUGUUUUGUAGAAGGUGAAAUAAAGAUACAAAGUUUUAAGACAACCCAAUCAAAUAUUAUAGUUUUUUUACAACAUUCAGUAUAAAAGUGUAUUUCUGAUUUUUGUUACCUGGUACUUUAACAAAGAACAUGUCCCAAUUUUGUAUGGGGGCUGGGCCUUUAUUCCGAUUGUCAACUAAUCAGAACAAUAUAUGUUUAUCAUAAAAGAACAUAAAAUGUAGGACUUAAAACUAAACUAAAAAAAUAUUUGGAACCCGCGUUUUUAAUGAAAUAAAAUAUAUUAGGUAUUUUUAUUAGCUGGCAACAUUAAUUGAGAAUUUUUAUCAUGGCAACAUGCUUGUAACCCAUGCUUGCACCCUGACAGAUUGUUAGUGUAUCUUUAUUUCACUUUUUAAAUAAAAUUGCCUAUUUAUCCUAGAAAUAAUUACUAUUAUAGACAUUAAAUUACAAGCAACUUAUGGAAUUGAAUUUUAGAAAUAGUCGCUUAAUCAAAAUAGGUACAGUAAAUAAUAAUAAAUGAAAUAAAAUAAUUCUAUCUUAUCUAGAAAUAAUAUUGGUACAUAUCUGGUGGUACGCCUGUCAUUUUAUUAUCAUAUCAUAUUGAUCCUUGUCAAAUUCAAAAUUAAUUUCAAUCUUUAUUUAGCAAUUAUAAUGAAUACGUACACAUUGACCUCUUAUAAUAAAAGGACGCACUCAUGUAGAAAAUUUCACUUAAAAACUGGCCAAUUUUGCUUUGACAGUUUUAGACAUUGGUAAAGAAAAUUAUACCUAAAGACCUUUGAAUAUAGUCCAAUAUUCAAUAAAAUUCCAAAUUCAGAGCAAAUUCAACCUUAUGGAAGAAAUGAGACUACUUGAAUUUAGUGCCAAUAAGUUGUGUUUGGCACUUAUUGAGUGGGAACAUUUUUUGGUCGCUGAUUGUGCAUCGACUUUUUAAUAGGAGAUUGAUGUACCUACAUUAACUUUAAUAUUUCACAUACUAAGCUGGUCUUAAAGCAAAGCAAGAUUGUUUUGUAUAAUAUGUAUGAUUGUAUGUAUACAACAUACCCAUGUCUUUUCAAAACAGACAUAACAUCAUUAAAAAGUUCAUAGAUGGAUUUCAUUAGCGUUUUCAGUUAUUUAAAUAAUGGAUUGUAUGUGACAUGUCAGUAAUUAUGUAAUUUAAGUUUAACAUUAAUAGAUAUAUGUACCUAUAUGCUCAAAAUAUAAUGUCAAUGUAUACUUCGUGCAUUCAUCACAAAAAUUAAUUAUAAAACGCAUAUAAAAAUUAUUUGUAUUAUAGGCUAAACAAAAUAUAUGGUGUUAGAAAUAAUUUCUGUCAAAUAUAGUUAAGCAAUUUCGACAAAUUGAUACCAAUCUACAAAAUGAUAACAUACUUUUGUUUCUUAUUACCAGUGAAAUGUUAUUGUUAAAGACAUGUAAAGUCUUGCGAAAGGGUUCAAGUAUAACUGUAAUAUCCUGAACUCUGACAUGACGCCAUAUUAUGGGAUAAAAUAUAAGGAAAGGGCUUAAACACAAGGUUUUUUACAUGUGGAAUCAUUUGCAAAAAAGAUCAAAUCAGUGGUUUGACCUGUAAUCCUGAAAUCUUCGAACCCCUUUGCUUGUCAUAUGGUUGGAUUUUUGUGGUCUUAACCCUUUGCGGUUAUUACACCUCAGUUCUUUUUACCCACUGCAUUUCAUACUGUGUCAUAAACAACAUUAUAAGCCGUUAAGUUUAUAAAUAAUAAUGGUCCCAAAAAAAACUUCUAUUCCGAAAUAAAGUAAUAGAAAGUUAAUGGUCUUAAUGAGCUUUCAUUCUAUUAAAUGUUGAAAUUUUACAUAUUAAAAUUUAAAUGUGAAUAUACACAUGAUAUGGGCAAAGCAAUGGCAUGGUUUAAUGUUGUGGGAUACCUUUAGGUAAUCAGUGUUGCCAUAAUAGUCAAGCACACCAUACAAAAUAAUAAUAUUAAAAUUUUCACUAUUACUGUAUAAGAACAAGUAGAUCUCCAUGACACAGUUAUUAUAAAUAUUAGUGAACAAAAUUUAUACGUCCAUGUUGGAUGAUGCUUGCCUGCACACUAAUAAUAAUUGUUAAAUAAUUACAUAAUAUAGAUGAAUAUUUUCCUACUAGUUAUCCUACACGAAUGUAGUUUUUUUUCUAUGACACUAUUUAAUCAAAUUGUUAUUCACAAAUAUGAAAGUAAUAAUUUUAUACACAAAGUUACAACUUACAUGUAAACAGGACCACAUAAUAUAAUUCAUGAAUGCUAUAUGAUAGGAACUUUGUGGUGUUGAUGUUAAACGUUAUUUUUAUCACAACUGUCUAUUUUUCUAUCUUUUAAAUAUAAAUUAACUUACUAACAGUAAUUUGUUAAUGUAGGCUCACAUAAUAUAUAAUAAUUACAAAAUGUAAUAUAUUGUUGAUAUUGCUUA
Molecule: messenger RNA, 13603 nt
Organism: Bicyclus anynana (squinting bush brown)
Lineage: Eukaryota; Metazoa; Arthropoda; Insecta; Lepidoptera; Nymphalidae
Gene: S6kII
Product: ribosomal protein S6 kinase 2 beta
Exons: 14
Coding region: 124-2442 (772 amino acids)
Biological process (GO): protein phosphorylation; intracellular signal transduction
Molecular function (GO): magnesium ion binding; ATP binding; ribosomal protein S6 kinase activity
Source: RefSeq, a predicted model, not a curated record